Dicentrarchus labrax (European seabass) is the source of this 2885-nucleotide messenger RNA. RefSeq names its product matrix metallopeptidase 9 (gene mmp9). Lineage: Eukaryota; Metazoa; Chordata; Actinopteri; Moronidae. Gene Ontology annotation, biological process: extracellular matrix organization; proteolysis; collagen catabolic process. Gene Ontology annotation, molecular function: zinc ion binding; metalloendopeptidase activity. Bases 189 to 2258 code for a protein of 689 amino acids. The record is from RefSeq and is a predicted model, not a curated record. Gene Ontology annotation, cellular component: extracellular matrix. The transcript has 13 exons.
AACCAAGGGCACACAGCAGAGACAACAACAAGAGCCACCAGUCAAAACAAAGAGGGAAGCCAACACUGAAGGAGAAACACUGUUGAUCUUCAGUGGAGAAGCUUUUUUAAUUUUCUUUUGUCUAACUGAGAGCUUGUGCUCUGCAAGUCUUAGUGAAUAUUUUGUAGAAAUCUACAGAAGAUCUCAUCAUGAGAUACUGUGCUUUAGCUGUGUGUUUAAUUCUGGGGAUAAGCAUUCAGGAUGGAUGGAGCCUUCCCCUCAAGUCCGUCUUUGUCACUUUCCCAGGAGACAUCAUCAAAAACAUGACUGAUACGGAGCUGGCAGAAAAUUAUCUGAAGAAGUUUGGCUACAUGGAGACGCAGAAGCGCAGUGGCUUCCAGUCUAUGACAUCGCAAGAAAAGGCAUUGAAAAUGAUGCAGAGACAGAUGGGGCUGGAGGAGACUGGAGACUUGGAUUGGUCCACCAUAGAGGCCAUGAAACGGCCCCGCUGUGGAGUUCCUGAUGUGGCCAACUACCAAACAUUUGACGGAGACCUCAAAUGGGACCAUCAAGAUGUCACUUACAGGAUCCUUAACUAUUCUCCAGAUAUGGAGAGUUCUCUGAUCGAUGACGCCUUCGCCAGAGCCUUCAAGGUGUGGAGUGAUGUGACUCCUCUGACUUUUACCCGCCUCUUUGACGGGACGGCUGACAUCAUGAUUUCAUUUGGAAAAGCCGACCACGGAGACCCAUACCCAUUCGAUGGUAAGGAUGGUCUUUUGGCCCAUGCUUAUCCCCCCGGUGAUGGUGUGCAGGGAGACGCCCACUUUGACGAUGAUGAGUACUGGACUCUGGGAACAGGACCAGCUGUGAAGACUCGCUAUGGGAAUUCAGAUGGUGCCAUGUGCCACUUCCCCUUCACUUUCGAGGGCAAAUCUUACACAACCUGUACCACUGAUGGUCGAUCGGACAACCUGCCAUGGUGCGCCACCACAGCUAACUACGGCAGAGACAAGAAAUACGGCUUCUGCCCAAGUGAACUUCUGUACACAUUUGGAGGAAACGCGAACGGAGCUGAGUGCGUCUUUCCCUUUGUCUUCCUGGGGAAGGAAUAUGACAGCUGUACCACAGAGGGCCGCAGCGAUGGCUACCGCUGGUGUGCCACCACAGACAACUUUGACAGGGACAUAAAAUAUGGAUUCUGUCCCACUCGUGACUCCGCUGUAAUUGGUGGAAACUCUGAGGGCGAGGUCUGCCACUUCCCCUUCGUGUUCCUGGGUAAAGAGUAUGACUCCUGCACUAGUGAGGGACGUGGAGAUGGAAAGUUGUGGUGCGCCACCACUGACAGCUACGAUGAUGACAAGAAAUGGGGCUUUUGUCCUGACCAGGGUUACAGUCUGUUCCUGGUGGCAGCCCAUGAGUUUGGACAUGCCCUUGGCCUGGAUCACUCCAACAUAAGAGAUGCUCUCAUGUACCCCAUGUACAGCUAUGUGGAAAACUUCUCCCUGCAUGAAGACGACAUUGAAGGCAUUCAGUAUCUCUAUGGAAGCAAAACAGGCCCUGAUCCCACCCCACCUCAGCCCGAAUCCCCCACCACUGACUCCUACCCUUAUGAGACUGACGCUACAGAGGGGCCUGACACCACUGACCCCUCCAUCCCUACCACCACAAGACCUGUGGAUCCGAGCCAAGAUCCCUGCAAGUUCACCAAAUUUGACACCAUCACCGUGAUUGAGGGAGAAUUACAUUUCUUCAAGGACGGACAAUACUGGAAGAUGCCCAGCACGAGUGAGGAAGGGCCCAAGGGACCAUUUGCCAUUUCUGGGAGGUGGCCAGCUCUGCCAGCAGUCAUUGACUCUGCCUUUGAGGAACUUUUGACCAAGAAACUGUACUUCUUCUCAGGGACCCGAUUCUGGGUGUACACUGGGCAGAGUGUUCUGGGUCCCCGCAGCAUAGAGAAGCUCGGCCUCCCUAACAACAUUCAGAAGGUGGAGGGAGCGCUGCCGAGGGGGAAAGGCAAAGUGCUGCUCUUCAGUGGGGAGAACUUCUGGAGGCUUGAUGUGAAGGCCCAGAAAAUCGACAGAGGGUACCCCAGAUACACAGAUGCCGUCUUUGGUGGCGUCCCCAAUGAUGCUCAUGAUGUUUUCCAGUACAACGGUCACUUCUACUUCUGCCGGGACCGUUUCUACUGGCGUAUGAACUCCCGCAGGCAGGUGGAUCGUGUUGGCUAUGUGAAAUAUGACCUCCUCAAGUGCUCCGAUUCUUCAAACCUUCGCUACUGAGGAGAUGACACACAGGGAUGAGCUGGAAAUCGUCUGUAAUGUGGUAGCACCUAUUUCUCUCCUCUGUGCAGGUGUCAGGGAGAAUGAGAUGCAGUAUUCGUGUAUAGCAGCUGUUGUAUGACGUGUGUGCUUUCUGGGAUGUGAACAAUUGGCCAUCAUUAAUGUUGGCUAAUUCUAUAACACACAGCAUUGGCCAAAAAAUAAGUUGAAAGGCCCAAAGGAAAGCAAAGGAAAUUGCAAUCUUUGGCACUGCCCUGCCCUCAGCCUAUAAUCUGUGAAGUGAAAAUUGGUUGAAAAUUUAAGACUCAUAAUAACUAAAAUAUUGUCAAAAGCUACCUGGAUCAGAUUCCAGAUUUGCUAAAUAAUUUCUUUAUGUCUGACAGGUUCAGACUCUUUAACAGUAUUUGAUUAUUCUGGUAUUUAUAUCAAUAUCUAAUAUUAUUUUUGUGUCCUAAGGCUUGUUUGUUUUGUAUAAUUCUAUAUGUAUUUCUGAAAAUGGCUUCAAAGCCAAUUACUUGCACUGGAAGACAAUGCAUGUCUCCUUCACUGAAAUUAUUUAUAAGACUGAUGUGUUUUGUAUUAAAGUUUUAACUUUCAAUGCAAUAAAGAAAAUUCAAGAGAACUAUA